This is a messenger RNA of Plasmodium knowlesi strain H, 984 nucleotides long. Its product is annotated as NLI interacting factor-like phosphatase, putative. The transcript has a single exon. Lineage: Eukaryota; Apicomplexa; Aconoidasida; Haemosporida; Plasmodiidae. The record is from RefSeq and is a predicted model, not a curated record. The coding region runs from base 1 to 984 and encodes 327 amino acids. Gene Ontology annotation, molecular function: phosphoprotein phosphatase activity.
AUGAAAAGGAGAAGAAUAAAACGAUGUAUCUCUCAACUCUUAAGCAAGUUAGAAUUUUACGUAAACAUAUGGCUAAAAAUAAAGGAUGUGGUAAAGUACGUGUUUCGUACGCUUAUCCUUAGGGAAAAGCUACACUUUAGAACAUACAGGAAGAGGAAGAUUUGUCCAAGUAUGACACUAGUAUUAGAUCUAGAUGAAACACUCAUUUAUUGUACAAAGAAAAAAAAAUUCAGUCAUCAGAAGGAGGUAGAUGUAUUAAUCAACGGGAGAUAUUUCUCCUUAUAUGUGUGUAAGAGGCCAUACAUAGAUCUCUUUUUCUCCAUUUUGAACCCUUUUUUCGAAAUAGUAAUUUUUACAACAUCUAUUAAAUCCUAUGCCGAUACAGUUCUUAACAUAAUAGAUGUGGAUCAUUACAUAGACAAGAAAUUCUACAGAGAAGAUUGCUUUGAAGUGAGCCAGAAGGUUUAUAUAAAAAACUUGCAAAGUAUAAAAAAGGAAAUCUCAAAAAUGGUAUUAAUUGAUGAUUCUAAUAUAUCUGGUUUGAAAUACCCCGAAAAUUAUUUCCCCAUAAAAAAAUGGCAAGGAGAUUUAAAUGACACGGAGUUGUUGGAUAUCAUCCCUUUUUUUUUGAACUUGAAAAAACUGAGAGAUGUUAGAUCUCUUUGUUCUUUUAGGUUAAGGUCUCAGAAGGAAAUUAGCAGAUUACUUCAAACAGCUCCUUCCAAGCAUCUCAAGUACCUAACAGAUCGGGGUACUAACUUUCUUUAUUCACCAUCCCUUGCUUUUCAAGCCAUUAAUUAUUUGAAAAUAUUUAUGAGUCGCUUCAGGUAUGCCAGCUCCAAAAAACAGUGGAAUGAAUUGGGUAAAAAAAUAAACAGCAAAUUGAAAUCCUAUCCUUUCUCGUUAUCCAAACUUAAGGGAUCCAGUGAUGAUGAACAUCGCAAGCGCCACCGCAAGGCGGCACCAAGGAAGGUGUUGCAGUAG